Messenger RNA from Rotaria sp. Silwood2, 2589 nucleotides. The record is from the annotation of a GenBank genome assembly. Lineage: Eukaryota; Metazoa; Rotifera; Eurotatoria; Philodinida; Philodinidae.
AUGCAUACGUUAUUAUAUGAUCUUAAACGAGAAAUCAAACAAUCAACAACAAUGAAAAGCAUAAUUGUUUAUCGGUACCAAAACAUGCUCAUUAGUGAAUUUAAAGAGUUACAAAAUUCGGAAGGUGGUCUUUUAGCCUUCAAUAGUUUCCUGCUCACAAGUAUCGAUGAACAAUCGCAAUUGACUUUUUAUUCAGAUCUAUCAGAAAAUUUGAAUAUAAUUGGAGUCUUGUUCGAUAUAACUGUCAAUUUAGCUAAUCAAUCUACACCUUUUACUUCAUUAGGUUCACUAGUUGAUAUUAGUGAUGCGGAAAAACAAUUUUUAUUUUCCAUCGAUGCUGUAUUUCAAAUCAGUAGCAUAACUCCUAUAUCACAACAGUCGUGGCGAGUUCAACUAACAUUAAUGGAUGAUCAUAAUGGUGACCUAAAGUUUCAUGUGAACCGUUUACAACAAGAUAUAUCAGGGCGAACACCAUGGCACACUCUGAUUCAGUUAUUAAUCAAAAUGGACCACUUAGGUCAGGCCGCCGAAUUUUGUCAAGAAUGGUUUUAUCGCUUUGCUGUGAAUGGUACCAAAGAAGAUGCUGAAGUGUUUUACAACAAAUUAAAUAAAUCACGUAUUAUCUCUCUCAAAAUACCGGAUAAUAAUCAAUCAUCGAUUAAUUAUGAAGUAGAGAAUUUUGAUAAUGAAUUUAAAUUUAUAUCAAAUAUUCUUUCAAUUGAAGACAAGAUACAAUAUCCAAUAAUUUCAAACAAAAUGGCUAAAUUAAUAGUUCCUUUGAUUCACAAACAUUUUUCUGUAGAAAACAUCUAUUUAUACGCAUCAAUUGAUGAUGAGCAAACUUCAAAUGAUUGGAUGAAAUCUUUUCCUAAAGUAAUAGAAUCAUCUUCGACUGAUUUUAAAAAAUUAGUGGAACAAAUUAUCAAUGCAAUCGAUGUUUGGUUUGCACAGCCUUUGGUUUGGAAUCGAUCUAGUAUAUUAUUUUAUUCUAUUGAUUUUCAAUCAAUGUCGAGUAGCCAUAAUACUUAUGUUCAACUAUCAAAAGAUCCUACAUCCAAUGAAUGUAUCGUUAUUUAUCCUAGUCUAGAUCGAUUAUAUCCGAUAAUCAGUAAAUGUAAAUAUGCCCACCAAUUUUCAGCUAUAAACGAUUGUACCAAAUUUAUCGUAGAACGAGACGAAUCAUCCGUAUUUUUUAUUAUUUCUAGUAAUACGGACUUAUUUGAUUAUGAAUCGAUAAUUAAUUUAAAACAAAUUCACGCUAUUUAUUAUUUUAAUGUUUCUAAUGUGAAAUUUCCUAAAAAUACGAAAAAAAUUAGUGGAUAUUUCGAUGAUGUCGAAGAUCUUUUCAAACAGCUUGAUAUUGAUCUUAAAUUUAAUCAACAAAAACAUUUAAAUUUAUCACAUAUUUAUAUAUUUUCUAAAUAUGAUCCCCAAAAGAUACUAAUUUCACAACUUAAUAAGAAGCAAAUUGAAUUUCUUAUUGUUCAAUUAUUCGUUUAUAUUUUAAAUGAAAUACCAUCAUUGACAUUUACAUCAGAAGAAAUUAUAAAUGAAUUGAAAAAUCUACAAAUUGAAUCCGAUGAUAUUUGUCAAGUUUUUAUUGAAAAAUUGAUUAAUGAAAAAAUUGAUAUUUACGAAAAUGGACCAUUAAUUUUGAAGAUUGCAUCACGUUUUGUACAAAAGCAAAGAUUUCAUUCUUUACUGAUGUUAUCAAAAGCAUUAUUUAUGAUGUCAGAAUAUUCAAAUUUAACGAAAGUAAUCGAUUUGCCUGCUUAUGUCUAUCGUGCUGAGAUAUUAUUUCCAAAAGAUUUGGAACUAUUAAAAUCGAAUUGUAAUGCUUUUAUUAACAUUAGUACAAUAUUAUUUGGUACUCGAUCCAUUUUAACAGCACGUCAAAUUGCAAGAACAGCUGCUAACAAUGGUCUUAUAGCAGUUUUAUUUGAAAUUGAACUUCCCAAAGAUUUAAAAGUGUUGAAUAUAGAUAAAGAAUACAUAAUAUUUCCUUUCGGAACAAUUUUUCGUUUAAAUUCAAUAAACCAAGGACCCGAUGAUGUUUGGUAUGCAAAAAUAAAUUUUGCAAACUUAGAUUUUAAACCAAUCAUUGAUUUAUUACAAUAUGAAAUCGAUAUAUCAUUGACUUGGUUAACAUUUGGAAAUUAUUUACAAAAAUUGCAUCGAAAUGAUGAAGCAGAAAAUUAUUUUAAAAUUUUAUUGGAAAAACUUUCCAUAGAUCAUACUGAUCGAUCUUCUAUUUAUAAUAAUAUUGGUUUAAUGUAUACAAUGAUUGGUAAGGAAAAUGAUGCAUUGCAAUAUUUUAAUCUAGCCGAAAAACAUUUCAUAUCGGACAGUGUUAAGAAAUUUAAAAAUAAAAAUAUACCUAAUAUCGAUGAUUCAUCACCAACAAAGUCCAACGUCGAUCGUUCAACAAUAUUGGAACAUAUGGCAGAUAUUUAUUUCGAACAGAAAAACUAUCAAUUAUCUAUUGAAAACUAUGAAAAAGCAUUUGAAUCACGUACUGAUCCGAAUAGACGCGAAAUCUGUCGAAAAAAAAUUUCUCGCGUGUUUACUGAAAAAAAACAGAGUUCUUAA